AAGCAAAAAUGGAUCAGCGUACAUUCCGCGAGUAGGAGAGGGACAGUAGGGAGCCCAUGACGCAGCCUGUAGAAUUCUGAAAGAUAUCAGUAGCGACAGAGUUCAGAGAUUUCCAAACACCGCAUGUGACUAGUUUUCUUUGAUCACUCCCCUCACUGUCUGGCCUUAGAGACCCAUACUUAUAUGUUAUUCGGCUUUCUUCUUGUAUUCACGCUCAUCUUUGUUGCUGUUCUUGGUCUAACUUCUGUGGUUUGGCUUCUAUGACUAUAUUUCUAGUGAUUUACAAAAGAUUUAGCUUUUUUUUUUGAAAAGUUGAUUUCAGCCAAGAAAUUUGUUACUUCGUUUGAUCUUUAAGCUCCACUUCGAGUUCAAUGAUUUUUGAUCUUCUAGGAAAAGAAACUGAAACCUUUUCAGGGUUUGGGGGCUGACAGCAGUCCACUUUUCACUUAGAUAUUGUUUGUUUCCUUCAAAAAUAUUGACCAUCUGAUCCUUGAGCAAAUAUAUCAAUUAGGCUUCCUCCUCAGUUCUAUCACAAUGGAUUUCUAGAUUCCGGUACAUUGAUCCUUUGCCUUUUUAUCUAGUUCUUGGGACACCAAACACAGUCGCUUCUCUGUUCUUAAUCUCCUUGAUCUUGUUCACUAUUUCAAUAUUUUUUAAAUUCCAACUAUAUAGAUAUUCCUCGACAUAGCUUCAACUCUUUCAUCUGUUUAACAUGUGGGAGACCAAGACCGAGUCCCAAAGCGGCAGGAGAGGGUACUACAAUUACUCCUUCAAUCCGGACGAGCAUGACGGCCUCAGUAUGAACGAAUUUACAUGCAGAGAUAACUCUUGGUCUGUCUCCAGCGAUGUUCCAAGUGAUCUGCUUGUCAAAGUGGAAAGUUAUAUUUUCCAUUUACACAAGUAUCCUCUGAUCACAAGGAGUGGAAAGAUGAACCGAAUUGUUAACGAAUCACCAAUACGAGACUCGGAACCAAACUUCAUAAAUUUGGAUGAUCUCCCUGGUGGCCCGGAGGCAUUUGAGUUGGCAGCCAGGUUCUGCUAUGGCAUAGCGGUUGACCUGACUGCUUCGAACAUCGCCAGCCUACGCUGCGCAGCCGAGUACUUGGAGAUGACAGAGGACUUGGAGGAGGGAAAUCUGAUAUUCAAAACUGAAGCUUUCCUCAGCUAUGUAGUCCUGUCCUCCUGGAGGGAUUCAAUUGCAGUCCUCAAGAGCUGUGAGGACCUCUCCCCAUGGGCUGAGAACCUCCAGAUUGUGCGGCGCUGCAGCGAGUCCAUUGCCUGGAAGGCCUGUGCGAGUCCAAAAGGAAUUAAGCAGGCACACACUGGAAUCUCCCCAAAGACUGGCAGCCCGCAAUGGAACAGUAGGUGUAAAGAAGGAAGCUCAAGUAAGAACCAGCAAGUACCGCCAGAUUGGUGGUUCGAAGAUGUAUCCACACUCAGAAUUGAUCACUUUGUAAGAGUUGUUGUUGCCAUCAAAGUAAAAGGGAUGAGGUUUGAACUGAUCGGCGCGGCGAUUAUGAACUAUGCAUCGACAUGGCUCCCUGGUCUAGCGAGCGAAGCCACACAGAACAGUUAUGACAGCACUUGGAACCGAGGGGGAAGGAACAUGAUUGUAGUAGGUAAUUCUAGCAAGGAAGAGUUAUUAUCAGGCAUGCCGAUCCGAGAGCAGUGUAUGCUUGUUGAGAGCCUGAUCAGCAUAAUUCCACCUAUUAAGGACUGCGUCUCAUGCAGCUUCCUCCUCCAACUCCUAAGACUGGCCAACAUGCUACAGGCCGCGCAUGCGUUGAUCGAAGAUUUGGAGAAGCGCAUCGGAAUGCAGUUGGAGCAGGCAAGCCUAGCAGAUCUUCUGAUCCCUUCCUACAGCAAAUGUGAGACAUUUUAUGAUGUCGAAUUAGUUCGAAGACUGGUGCAACAUUUCAUGGUUCAGGAGCAGACAGGACCUUCAAGCCCAGGAAGGGAAUCAUCAUCUGAUAAGCAUAGACAAAGUGGAGCCAGUGCUAAGGCAAGAGUAGCCAGGCUCUUGGAUGGAUAUCUCGCCGAGGUGUCGAGGGACCAACAUCUGUCGCCCUCAGAAUUUCAGGCCUUAGCAGAGGCAUUGCCAAAAUCAGCAAGAACCAGUGAUGAUGGAUUAUAUCGAGCAAUCGAUUCCUAUCUUAAGGCACAUCCAACACUCUCCGAGCAUGGACGCAGGCGGCUCUGCCGACUGAUGGACUGCCAGAAGCUCUCAGUUGAUGCCUGCAUGCACGCCGCCCAGAAUGACCGCCUCCCCCUUCGUUUCGCAGUCCAGAUUCUCUUCUCUGAACAAGUGAAGAUAAGCAAGUCCAUCGCCAACUCUUCACUCGAAGGAGGAAGGGAGCUCGUGCAUUGCCAACCCAUGCUCCCCACUCAAAGCCAGCUACCGGAAGGGAGGACUCCCCGGUCCUUCUUCCAGGAGGGGCGGGCAGCAGAAAAGAAAGAUAUCAACACCCUUAAAUAUGAGCUGGAAGACAUGAAGGCCAAGUACACCGAGCUCCAAAGAGAGAUGGAUAGCUUGCAGAGUAUGUUCGAGAAGAUGGCAUCGCCGUCGUCGAAAACUAUAAAACACCAGUCGUCAAGAUGGACUAGUAGGUGGAAAAAACUAGGCAAGCUGACAAGAAUAACCGGCAUGGGGGACAAUGAGAUGGAGGCUCCGGUGGAAGCGAGGAAGGAACCAAGGAGGAGGAGGUAUUCAAUCUCGUGAAAUGGUACCUCAGAAUGGAAAAGAGAAUACAAUAGGAUCCUUUCCCCUCGGUUUAUUCUCUGAGUGCCCGUUUGGUUCGCGGGAAUCAUAUUCCCUCUUACAAAUAUAAUUCUUGGAAAGAAAGAUUCCUCAAAUGUCUAGGAAUAUAUUUUUGGCAUAUUUGGUUAAACAUGCAAAAGUGAUAGAUUUACGGAGUGCUUAUGUUUGGUUGACCAUCCACUUUUCUGAAAAAAUUAUAUAUAAUUUC
Molecule: messenger RNA, 2966 nt
Organism: Phoenix dactylifera (date palm)
Lineage: Eukaryota; Viridiplantae; Streptophyta; Magnoliopsida; Arecales; Arecaceae
Product: root phototropism protein 3-like
Molecular function (GO): protein binding
Source: RefSeq, a predicted model, not a curated record